Molecule: messenger RNA, 1089 nt
Organism: Jaculus jaculus (lesser Egyptian jerboa)
Lineage: Eukaryota; Metazoa; Chordata; Mammalia; Rodentia; Dipodidae
Gene: Mrpl22
Product: mitochondrial ribosomal protein L22
Exons: 7
Coding region: 46-684 (212 amino acids)
Biological process (GO): translation; ribosome assembly
Cellular component (GO): mitochondrial large ribosomal subunit; ribosome
Molecular function (GO): structural constituent of ribosome
Source: RefSeq, a predicted model, not a curated record
GCUGGAGGACUUUUGAACUCGUCGGCUUCCGUAGCGGGCGCCAACAUGGCGGCGGCGGCGCUGCAGAAGCUGGGUGCGCUGUGGGGUCGGCAGCUGAGAAGCGGGGGAGCGCUGGCCUCGCGGCUUUUUUCAUCUCCUGGUGUUCUGUCACCAUCAUGUAUCCACACAAGUGCUUCUUUUGACACUUCUCGAAAAUGGGAGAAAAAGAAUAAGAUUGUUUAUCCACCACAACUGCCUGGUGAGCCUCGAAGACCAGCAGAAAUUUACCACUGUCGAAGACAGAUAAAAUACAGCAAGGACAAGAUGUGGUAUUUGGCGAGAUUGAUACGAGGAAUGUCCAUCGACCAGGCUUUGGCUCAGUUGGAGUUCAGUGAUAAAAAGGGGGCUCAAAUAAUUAAAGAGGUUCUUUUAGAAGCACAAGACAUGGCUGUGAGAGAUCAUAAUGUGGAAUUCCGAUCCAAUCUGUAUGUAGCUGAGUCCACCUCAGGGAGAGGCCAGUACCUGAAACGCAUCCGCUACCAUGGCAGAGGUCGCUUUGGCAUCAUGGAGAAGGUUUAUUGCCAUUACUUUGUAAAGCUGGUGGAAGGACCCCCACCGCCACCCGUGGCGCCCAAGACAGCGGUUGACCAUGCCAGGGAGUACAUUCAGCAGCUCCGCAGCCGGACCAUCAUUCACACUCUAUGAUGGGGUUCUUGUCCUUAUUUUGUAUAUGUACAUAUUUUGCAUUUAUUUUCAAAAAUAAAAAUUAGCCGGGUGUGGUGGUGCACACCUUAAUCUUAGCACUCAAUAGGCAGAAAUAGGAGGAUUACCAUGAGUUUGAGGCCACCCUGAGACUACGUAAUAAAUUCCAGGUCACUGGGAUAGAGCGAGACCCUACCUCAAAAAACCAAAAAUAAAUAAAUUAAAAUUAAAGACAAUUUUUUAUGCUUUGCCCUUGAAUUACUAAAACAUGAUACAUAACUGUAAGCUCUGUAUGAAACUUGUAUAUAAGGCCUUGCUAAUCAUCUCUUGAGCCCAUCCAUAGUUAGGUUUCUGUGUGUCCACAACUUGGCAAAUGAAAUCAUUCUUAAAUGUUGGGACAGACUAUAA